ACCAGCCAAAAAUGGGGGCUGUCUCCUCCUCGACGCCCAAGCAAAAAAACAAAACAGGGUGCAUUGCGUAACAAGAAGUGAUCUUUAAUAACAUCAGCGUUACCCCUCUGUAUAGCAUUUCGAUUUUUACUUUGGGAAAACUUUCAACUGUGUCAGACCUACAUAUUAAAGCGCAUCACCAUGGGGAAAGUGAACGUCUGCUUGAAACGGAGUUACAUUAUCGUGAUAAGUUUGAUUGCGAUACUGGGUGCCCUGAUGUUGGCAUUCACUCUGUUUAGCCAUGGACUCUUACACGAAGAAGAUGAGAUCGAGUCGAUGCUCCCAGGUCUUCAUGUAAUGUAUGUUCUUUCCAUCAUAAGUCUGAUCCUGACCAUCAUUGGUCUGUAUGGUGCUUGCAAAGAGAAGAAGUGGGCACUUAUAAUGUUUGCAGUUGGAAUGAUCCUCGGCAGUCUAUUUUGGAUCACAUGUGAAAUUCAAGGACUGGCUGAGCGACCAAAGGUGAUUGAAGAUCUGAAUAAGGAAUACCUACAAAUGCUGCCACUGAAUAAUGCUAGUGAGGUUGCUACUGACAGCUUGAAGGCUGCACAGAUUGAAUUUCAGUGCUGUGGACUGGAUCAGGGCUACCUGGAUUGGGGCUACAACAUCCCAGAAUCCUGCCUGUGCACCAAGGAGCCCACUAAUCCAUGUGUGGCAGCUCCCAGAAACAGCAGCCUGUCUGAGCACCUGGUCGAUGACCAGCCCAUCAUGAUUUAUAAAGAGUCAUGCCUUCCAUACAUGACUGCUCAUAUGAUGAUGAUCAUAGACUAUGUUAUGGGCAUAAUCCUGGGAGUCACAUUAUUUUGGGUGUUGUCAGUGGUGUUGUGUAUUCUCAUCUUGUGUCGGCUGAAUAAGAAAGAAGACAUCCCGGUGGUGGUCUACAGUCCAGAGGCCAAAGCAGGCAACUACUCGCCUCUCACAGACGCUGUAGAGAAUGCCUGAUUGGUAUUGGUACAAGGAUACAAAGUGUUUUUUGAUGUUAACAUAUUUCACAAGUUGGAUGAAAAUGUGAGACCUACACCCCUCUGCUGUACAAGAGAGGUGAGGAAUCUUCAUUUAGCUAAUUUGUUUGCAAGCACUUGCGAGCAGCAGAAUUAGGCGUAUUGUGAGAUAUAAAAAUAGUGAUGGAUUAAAGAGAAUGUGGCUUUAACAAAAGCACUGAUGAAGAAGUUACUGCACAAAUAUUAACAUUCUGGAUGUAUUAAAGCUUUAAUAAGUUUCUGUAUUUUAUGGUUGCGUACCUUUCUGUAACCUUUGAUAUUCUGCCAAACUUCAUGUAAACUUGAGAAGCUACAAAAGCACUUCUAUAAAGUACAAUUUUAUAUAAUAGGAUGUCAUUGGUACAUAUUGGUAUGAAAGAAACAAAGAACAAUAGCCAUCUGAUUGUUUCUUACUGAAACAUGUUUUUUUCACACAAUAAACAGGUGGACUUUUUUAUCUGUGUAAAAGUGCCAGCGCUUUGUUUCUUUGGUCCUUGCUGCUACAGUGCACCAAAAAUAUUGUUCAAGACGUGGAGCAGUGCACGCUGCCACUUUCUAUUCCAUCUACAAAUCAGUGUUGCAUGAGAGCAUUUCUAGGAUGAGACUUUCGGUUUCUGGCAGGGGGGAUAAACAAAUACAGAUAAUGGGGAAGGUGCAACUGUAUUUGACAUAUUUUGAAUGCGAAAUUAAUAAAUCCAAAG
Molecule: messenger RNA, 1717 nt
Organism: Anoplopoma fimbria (sablefish)
Lineage: Eukaryota; Metazoa; Chordata; Actinopteri; Perciformes; Anoplopomatidae
Product: tetraspanin-8-like
Exons: 9
Coding region: 181-978 (265 amino acids)
Cellular component (GO): membrane
Source: RefSeq, a predicted model, not a curated record